AUGAGCGGUUAUUAUGUUGACUACGGUUUUCUCUGUGAUUUCGAUUCUCGAAACAUUUAUCUCUUCGAUUGCCUCAGACGUCGUCUUCAAACAAUUCGUAACACAUAUGAUUCAAGGAAGUUGAUAUUAGGAAAGUGCUAUUCGGCAAAGCAUAUGGUGAUCAAGGAACAUGAUGUUGAAGAGAAAUUUAGAAGAAAUGUAAAAUUCUAUGCUCAUGGAUCCAAUGUCACCGCUGAUACUAUUGCGACAAUGCCAGAGAAUCUUCCAGGGCUUGAGAAGUUUCAAGGAAAAAUUUGGUCGCAGUACCUUGGAUUCCUGAGGGACCCAAAGAAUAAGUUUGCCGAGACAAUGUGUGGUGACGAAUUGGGAUGGGUUAAUGUCAAAUAUGCACCAGAUGGGGAUACGGUUUUCGAGAUAGUAGAUGUAGUCCAGAACUGUACAGUUCAUCUUCCAAAGGAGGAGUUGUUACCAACGCCUUGGUCGCCGGAGUAUACGGAAUGGGUGCCGCCGCAACAUCAUCCAUUCGCGUUCAUUAACCACAAUAAACAUCGGCCACUAAGCUCAAGACAGCGAUUCGUGAGUCAUUCAGUCUGCAUCGAGACUAACAUCUUCAAUCCUGCGUUCAAUUCAAAAAAAGAGGGAUCAUCGGAAAAAUGUGACCAUCUGUUUGCACUGAACCUGGGAAUGGUUCGUACACUGAAGCCAGCAAAGAUUGGUGCAUGGUACCAACACGAGGUGAAUGAAAAACGAAGCGGCAAAAAAGCAAUAAAGGAUUUGGAACAAUAUCAUGCCAUUACUGCGAGCAAGUUGUUCGAAAUCGAGGCACCGAUUCCAACCAAAGUUGUUUAUGGGAAUGUUAAGUUCGAAGUCGAAUUCCCAUUCGACCAUGACGUCUUGGAAAGCUGGGAAAACCGGAGCACCAUCGACUGGUUCCAGAGAACAAAGGGGCUGAAAAAAGAUAGCCAUUUCUGGAAUAAGUAUUUGGGGAAGGUGGAGAUUUAUCCAGAGGAAGCAAUGGAGAUCAUUCAGAUAGUUGAAGAAUAUCGUCUGGAUCUUCUGGAGCCUUUCAGAUCCGAGCCUAUCACAGUUAUCAGUGAAGUGGUCCGUCAUAGAAAUUCCUAUCAAAAUAACAAAACCUAUCCAGAACAUGGAAUUUUCCUAGUGAAAAAUGUAAUUGGAAUCAAAGAUGUAAAGGGGAAAAUUAUCAAUGUUUGA
Caenorhabditis briggsae is the source of this 1215-nucleotide messenger RNA. The record is from RefSeq and is a predicted model, not a curated record. The coding region runs from base 1 to 1215 and encodes 404 amino acids. NCBI's taxonomy places the organism in Eukaryota, Metazoa, Nematoda, Chromadorea, Rhabditida, Rhabditidae. The transcript has 8 exons.